UAAAACAUGUUUCGGUUGUUGCUAUGCGAAACAGGCAGCGUGCUCCAACGUUUACGCGUGCUCUAUCUGAAUACAACUGCGCGCGCGCGCUUUGCUGUUUCCACAUUUGAAAAUGUGCGCGAUGAACAAGUGUUAGUCUUUUAGCAAAGUGGAGACAUCUAACGUUUGCUGGAACUUUAUUGAAUUAUCUCACCUCAGCUAAAGUACCGGCGUGACAAGCGUACGAGUCGUCAAGAGCUGACACAAUGGCCACAAGGCGAUCGUGUAGGCUACUUAGUAAGAAAGACAUUACCCCAGCUUCGGGGCCGAAAUCAAGCAAUGAAGAUAUGGAUAUUGACAGCGAUGAAAAGUACGUAUCGAGUUGUUCUUCGUCAGAUGACGAAUACAAGCCCCCGAAAAAACAAGAUUCAACGGAUGAGUUUGAGGACGAUGUUCCGGCAAAGAAAAGUAAGCACAAAGAUAUUCAACCCACGCAUGUUUCAGAAAGUUCUGCCGAUGAGCCUUUCGAGCUCGAAUGUUUAGAAGUCGAUUUGUCUGAAGGUGGUACAUCAAGCGAUGAGUGCGACGAUAACGACGUCAAAGCUGACACCAAAAAAAAAAAGCAUCAAAAAGGUAACCGGACCCAAGAAGCAAUCCAUGCAGAAGAUUAAGAUUCCGAAACUGUCGCAGAUAAAAAGAGCUAAUAACGUGACUCUGAACGAUCACAUUUCCAGUAAGAAUAUUUCUGAAAGAAGGCUUCAGUUGGAAAGUUUACCUGGUUGCAGUAAGGUUCCCCUGUGUGAGUUGAAAAAGUACAACCUGGCUGACUCUGCCAAUCAAGGCAUUGCAGCGCUGUCAACUCAGGUGGAUAAAGUUACAAUGAAAGAACGUGUAGGUGAUGGCAAGUCUUCUGAAUCCUUAAAAGACGUUAUCAAUGCUAUGCUGCUUGAAAAUGAACCACAGGCCUCUUGCUCUUAUACUCUAAUUGAUGCACCAAAGUCGGGACAGCGUAAGUCUAAAAAAACUGCAAAGAAUUCAUUAGUAUCAUCUGCAAAACAGUCUGCUGCUCCUCAGGAUGGACGGUCUCCAGUCAAAACUAGAAGCAGCCAAUUUCAAGUCGUGAAGAGGGCCAAGUCCGUGGCAUCAUCUGUAAAAAGCGGAAAGAAGGCUGGCAAAACUAGCAACACAACAGAAACUGAAGCAAAAGUGGCAGCAAGGAAGUUGCCAGAGAAAAAAAAAAACAGCUCAUUAGAGGAAAGAAAACUGGUCCACAAAGAGCCAAGUUGGAGAACAAUGAGAGCUCGAGCGAAUCUGAUUGGGAAGAAGUUCCUGAAGGAGCAGACCUUGACAGCUAUGCACCUGUUGUUCCUGAAAGCGGAAUCACAAUUACACUAAAGGAGCCUGUAAUGACCGGAAAGCACAAAAAAGCCAAGUUCGAUCCAGUGGCAGAGAUGAGACGCCGUAUCAAUAGAGUGCACAAGGAAAUCCAUGUCCUGAAACACAAGGUACAUCUUCUAUGUCUCCUGGCACACGGGCUAAAGCUGAACAGCCUUAUCCUGGACCAAACCCUGCAGGCUGUUGCACUUUCGUUGCUUCCUUCUGAAUUCUUGGCAUACUCUGGCAAAACAGUCACACUUCUGGAUGUUGAGCGCAUGUCUAGACUGUUCACCAAAGUGUUUGUGUGCAAGCUUGGCACUCACACUGGCUUCCAUGCCCUACAUGAUGACCUUACAAUGGCACUAACAACCAAAAUCGGUCAAAAUGCGCGAGAUUAUGCACUUCUGUUUUUGGUCAUUGUAAGAUGCCUGCAGAUUGAAGCUCGUUUCUGCAUGUCCCUGUACCCUGUGCCUCUUGAUGCUGUGCAGCUGUUAAAGACUGACACAAAACCUGGAAUAAAAAGUGCUGAGCUCAAAGUGCCUCCCAAAAAGAAGGCUCAAAAGGUGCACAGUGAGCCUGAUGAAGUGGACAGUGACUUUGAAGUUGAAAAACCAAAGAAGGUGACAGGGAAGAAAAAGGUUAAUGACGCCUCAUCAAACAAAAAGUCUGGGAAGAAAGGAAAGACUGGUGAAGAAAAUGCUGAAAAAUGUGAACAAAGCAUAAGUGACUGUAUUGAGCACUGGAUUGAAAUAUUCACUCCAAAGGAUUCAAAGUGGAUCGCAGUUGAUGUAGUUCAUGGAUCAGUUGGCAGCAUAACUGAAAGAAAUAUUCGAGAACCUUUGUACUACAUUCUCAGCUUUGAUGACAACAACAAGGUUAAAGACAUUACAAAGAAAUAUGCCUCAGGUUGGUUAACCUCUGUGAAAAAGAAGAGGAUUGAUCCGAAAUGGUGGGAAGAGUCUUUAAAGCCUUUUAGGCCCACUGACAGUGAGCGAGAGCGUGUGGAAAAUACGCAAAUACAGUCAAAGCUUCAACGGCAGCCAAUGCCUGGAAGCAUUGCUGAGUUCAAGAACCAUCCUCUGUAUGCCCUAAAGCGUCACCUGCUCAAAUUUGAAGCCAUCUAUCCAUCAGAUGCCCCAACUCUUGGGUUUGUACGAGGAGAGCCUGUUUAUGCUAGGGAGUGCGUCCACACUCUGCGCUCGAGGGAAACGUGGCUUCGAGAAGCACGCAUGGUGCGUGUCAAGGAGCAGCCAUACAAAGUUGUCAAGGCCAGGCCAAAGUAUGACAAGCUCUCUGGGCAAAUACUUAAGGAGCAGCCCCUGGAGCUGUUUGGCCACUGGCAGACGGAGCCAUACAUGCCACCCAUUGCCUUCAAUGGCAAGGUGCCCCGUAACGAGUGGGGCAACGUGGAGCUCUUCAAAAGCUGCAUGCUCCCAGUCGGCACUGUACAUCUGAGAGCUCCUGGGCUGGCUCGUGUAGCUGCGAAGCUGAACAUCGAUUGCGUGCCUGCUGUCGUCGGCUUUGAAGGUCACUGCCGUGGCGUCCAUCCAGUGUUUGAUGGGUGGGUCGUGUGUGAAGAGUUCAAAGACACAUUGAUGGCUGCUUGGGAAGAAGAACAGGCUAACAUCAGCAACCGUGAAGAAGAGAAACGCAUGAAAAGAGUGUAUGGAAACUGGAAGAGGCUAAUCAAAGGAGUUCUCAUCAAGGAAAAGUUACGGAUGAAGUACAUGAAUGACGACUAAUAUAGUGUUCAGAAUUUUUGUUGUUGUUUGGCAGUCUUAUCUACCUCAGUAAUUUGUGCUUGUGUGUUUUGCUUUAUGCACUCAUUAACUGCUGCUACCACACCUGUGUAAAUUGUGUACAUAUCUAACUGCACUAUAAAUACUAGUUGGAGCUCCAUAUAGACGAGCAAUAUAUAAGUACAAUAAAGUCAUUGUUUCCAUGAGGUGUUUGUUACUCUAGUAGAGACAACAAAGCAAACCAUUUGUAGACAAUGCUACCGUGAACAUGCGAGCCAAAUAUUAUCACGUCAGGAAUAAUGGGGAACAUUAACAUUGUGUUUUUAUAUCUGCAUUAUUGUUGAGUCGUCUUCAAAGAUUUCUUUAGAAAUAGUACAUUCACUGAAAGGCAUCGCACUCACUCGUGUGUUCUUGGGUUCGAAGAAAAGGUGUUGCUAGCAGGGCCCCUUUAAACUUCAAAGGGUCACCAAACAGCAGCACUAACUGCUAGAGCUUUUUGUUUCAAAGCUGUUAGCAUUUAUCAGGCAGGAAGGGGUUAAUUACUGCCAGAGAAAAUGAAGACCAAGCUUCGUUUUCUUGAAUUUUGCACCCAAGCCACAGCGUUGCCACAAGAGUUAGUUAUGUCAUGGAUGUUAAAGGGCCCCUCACCAGGCCACAUAGCAAGUUUUGGUUAUACACUGGAAGAUGUUAUGCACCCUCUUGGAAGCGUUCUACCGCAAUAAAUUUUUCAAAUUGGUUAAUUAAUAGCCGAGAUACAAAUAUUUCAGUGCCCGAACCCAUGAAUUCAGGUGGCGAGUGCCACCGCUAACAAGGACACUCUCUCCACUUGCCCCGUCUAGCCUACGCAAGCGAAAUUCCUUCCCUGCGUUCUCCUAUACCGGAGCUCCCUCGGCGCUCCCAAACUGUGCAGCUGGCUAAGUCGGGAGCUGGGGGGUAGCUGCAAAACUGCAUUACGUUCACGCUUCGCGACAUCUCGAACUGUUACUAAUCACCAUCAAAUCGUUCUCGAACCACAAUAUGUCGCACACGCACAACUGAAUCCGAAAUGUCUGUCCAGAAAGUUCCUCUGAAAUUUCGUAUAUGCAUCCUUGUGCUCGUCCAAUUUACUGGCGUGGUACCUGCGUCGCUUCGCCGCAUUCUCCGCUUCGCAGCACCCGUCUUCCUGUUGAGUCCGCCGCUCACGGGCAUAUCAUGCACGGGAGCUAAAGUGAGGACCGCAAAACAGCGAGCCUAUUGAAUUCGUGUGUGAGCUUACAGAACGUAACGGAUUCAAGCUGAAUUUGCGUAACACAGCAUAAAGUGCCGGCGUUGUGCAGUCAAGGUCGCACUUCACAGCAUCGCGACGACGCACGAGGGGCGAAUGCGAAACGCUCCCGCGUCAUUAACCAUCAUGAAAUUUUAGUUAGACUGAAGCGCAACAGUAAGCAAGAGCCUGUAAACAGAUCUUCUGCAAGGUCGAUCCAAAUGGUCGCAAAGCUUCGGGCGAACAGUGGUUCAGAACGAGUUGACACCAACAUCAGCAAGGGUAGUGAUGGGAGCAGCGAUUGAAGCUUGACUAUGUUUGGAGGGAACAAACAUUGCGAAAGAAAAAGUUUUUUAAUUAACGCUAUACACAGUUGGAUUCAUUCAACGAAAAUAAAAUUCCUAAUCAAUUUUAUAUACACAUGGCGAGAAAAGAACAACUCUAUUUUACUUGAUCAUUAUCAAUAAAUAACUUUUUUCAGCGCCCACCGUAAGAGCACCCACCGAUAGCGGCGGG
This is a messenger RNA of Dermacentor silvarum, 4854 nucleotides long. It is a transcript of the gene Xpc, whose product is annotated as DNA repair protein complementing XP-C cells homolog. Gene Ontology annotation, molecular function: damaged DNA binding; single-stranded DNA binding. The record is from RefSeq and is a predicted model, not a curated record. Gene Ontology annotation, cellular component: nucleus; cytoplasm; nucleotide-excision repair factor 2 complex. The transcript is spliced from 7 exons. Lineage: Eukaryota; Metazoa; Arthropoda; Arachnida; Ixodida; Ixodidae. Gene Ontology annotation, biological process: nucleotide-excision repair; mismatch repair. Bases 1386 to 3098 code for a protein of 570 amino acids.